Messenger RNA from Rhinolophus ferrumequinum (greater horseshoe bat), 3505 nucleotides. It is a transcript of the gene ABCG1, whose product is annotated as ATP binding cassette subfamily G member 1. Gene Ontology annotation, molecular function: ATP hydrolysis activity; ATP binding; ABC-type sterol transporter activity. Gene Ontology annotation, biological process: cholesterol homeostasis; transmembrane transport. The record is from RefSeq and is a predicted model, not a curated record. The transcript has 15 exons. Bases 191 to 2161 code for a protein of 656 amino acids. Gene Ontology annotation, cellular component: plasma membrane. Lineage: Eukaryota; Metazoa; Chordata; Mammalia; Chiroptera; Rhinolophidae.
GUGAGGAGAGCAGGUCCUUGUUGGCGCUGGUGGUGGGGACAGUCCUGAUUCUAGUGGGUCUCCUCUGCCAGCACCCCAGUGAGGGUGGGAGGAGCGCCUCAUUACCGCCUGGGGCGAUGGAUUCCAGCCUCCCUGUGUGGCCUUCUUGACACCAUUUUGACUGGAGAAUGCCAGCAGUUACUCUACAGCGAUGAUGGAGCCCAAGUCGGUGUGCGUCUCGGUGGAUGAGGUGGUCUCCAGCAACAUGGAGACCACCGAGAAGGACCUGCUGAAUGGACAUCUGAAAAAAGUGGACAACAAUCUCACUGAGGCCCAGCGCUUCUCCUCCUUGCCUCGGAGGGCGGCUGUCAACAUUGAAUUCAAGGACCUUUCCUAUUCGGUCCCAGAAGGACCCUGGUGGAGGAAGAAAGGGUACAAGACCCUUCUGAAAGGGAUUUCUGGAAAAUUCAACAGCGGGGAGCUGGUGGCCAUCAUGGGUCCCUCCGGGGCCGGGAAGUCCACGUUCAUGAACAUUCUGGCUGGAUACAGGGAGACCGGCAUGAAGGGCUCUGUCCUCAUCAACGGCAUGCCCCGCGACCUGCGCUGCUUCCGGAAGGUGUCCUGUUACAUCAUGCAGGAUGACAUGCUGCUGCCCCACCUCACCGUGCAGGAAGCGAUGAUGGUAUCUGCACACCUGAAGCUCCAGGAGAAGGACGAAGGCAGAAGAGAGAUGGUCAAGGAGAUCCUGACGGCUCUGGGCUUGCUGUCUUGUGCCAACACGCGGACCGGAAGCCUCUCGGGCGGCCAGCGGAAGCGCCUGGCCAUCGCGCUGGAGCUGGUGAACAACCCUCCUGUCAUGUUCUUUGAUGAGCCCACAAGUGGCCUGGACAGCGCCUCCUGUUUCCAGGUGGUCUCCCUGAUGAAAGGACUGGCUCAGGGAGGACGGUCCAUCAUCUGCACCAUCCACCAGCCCAGUGCCAAGCUCUUCGAGCUGUUUGACCAGCUUUAUGUCCUUAGUCAAGGACAAUGUGUGUACCGGGGAAAAGUCUCCAAUCUUGUACCAUAUUUGAGGGAUUUAGGUCUGAACUGCCCAACCUACCACAACCCAGCCGAUUUUGUCAUGGAGGUGGCGUCCGGCGAGUAUGGUGAUCAGAACGGCCGCCUGGUGAGAGCCGUCCGGGAGGGCAUGUGUGACUCCGACUACAGGAGAGAGCCUGGGGGGGAUGCUGAGGUGAACCCCUUCCUAUGGCACCGGCCCUCUGAAGAGGUAAAGCAGGCAAAACGAUUAAAGGGGCUCAGAAAGGACUCCACGUCCAUGGAAGGCUGUCACAGCUUCUCAGCCAGCUGCCUCACCCAGUUCUGCAUCCUCUUCAAACGGACUUUUCUCAGUAUCAUGAGGGAUUCGGUCCUGACACACCUGCGGAUCACGUCCCACAUCGGCAUCGGCCUGCUCAUCGGCCUGCUCUACCUGGGGAUUGGGAACGAAGCCAAGAAAGUGCUGAGUAACUCCGGGUUCCUCUUCUUCUCCAUGCUGUUCCUCAUGUUCGCGGCCCUCAUGCCCACCGUGCUCACCUUUCCCCUGGAGAUGGGAGUGUUUCUUCGGGAACACCUGAAUUACUGGUACAGCCUGAAGGCCUACUACCUGGCCAAGACCAUGGCCGACGUCCCCUUCCAGAUCAUGUUCCCAGUGGCCUACUGCAGCAUCGUGUACUGGAUGACGUCGCAGCCGUCUGACGCUGUGCGGUUCGUCCUGUUUGCCGCGCUGGGCACCAUGACCUCACUGGUGGCGCAGUCCCUGGGCCUGCUGAUCGGAGCUGCCUCCACGUCCCUGCAGGUGGCAACCUUCGUGGGUCCUGUGACGGCCAUCCCUGUCCUACUCUUCUCAGGAUUUUUCGUCAGUUUUGACACCAUCCCAACCUACCUGCAGUGGAUGUCCUACAUCUCCUACGUCAGGUAUGGGUUCGAAGGGGUCAUCCUCUCCAUCUAUGGCCUCGACCGAGAGGACCUGCACUGUGACAUUGACGACACCUGCCACUUUCAGAAGUCGGAGGCCAUUCUGAGAGAGCUGGACGUGGAGAACGCCAAACUCUACCUGGACUUCAUCGUCCUGGGCAUUUUCUUCAUCUCCCUGCGUCUCAUCGCCUAUUUUGUCCUGAGGUACAAAAUCCGGGCAGAGAGGUAAAGCACCUGCAUCCCACAAAAGAAGAGAAAUAGACAUUGCGGCCAAGGGCAACUUGUAGAAUCAUGGCGGCAAGCCUGUGCCUGCAGACAAAGGGACAACUGUGACCCAACCCGAGCCCCCACGCCUGGUUUGCGGGUGCCAAGUGUUCAACUGCCCUGCCCAGCUGGGUCGGGUCUUCUCUCCAUUACCCUUUCUAGCUUUAACUAGGAAGAAGAUGUAGAAAGGAAUUUUUUUACAUGCAGAAUUUAAAAAUACCACAACUGGGGCAGAAGUUAAAACUGCAACCAAGCUGGUGAGAAGAGGCCUCCUCAGUAAAAUUCUUCCUUAUGACCCAGGUGACACUGGUCUCGGAUGGGGAAAGGAGCAGCCCUUCAGCUGGCCGCUGUGCAGGGAGCCGUCCUGGGGGAGAAAGGCAAAGGGUUGAGCGGUGCCAUCUUAUGACUGUUGUUUUUCAUAGUUUUCGUCUUUCUACGGUUUGUCUCUUUUUCCAACAAGCAGUCAUUUUCCAAGCCAAAAGUCGAUGAAUUUCGUUAAUUUUAAGAAGCUGUAUCUUUUUAGAACUUGUUAAAGAGAAUUAUUCAGGGUAAAUAACAUACUUUGUUUAGAGGUAUGAGGAGUUUCGCAGAAUCGCUGAGCUGGCCUCAUUUAUAGACAGAACUCAGGAGAAGAUGUCAAGGCAGGUGUCAGGCGGAGAGGAGACUCUGGAACUGCGUGUGGUGUGCUAAGCCGUGCAGACAUUUCAAAAAGUUGUACAAAACGCUGUAAGGUGAAAUUGGCCAAUUCUUUCAAAGUCUUUUAUUUCUCCCCAUACUUUUUAUUUUAAGCCAAAUACAUUGCUUCUUUCUUCCUAACUCUCUGAGCACCUUAAUUUUGCCUCAGAAAAUUCCAGAUCAACCCCGUUGAGUUUUUACAAACAUUUCCCUUUCCUCAUAUCUCACAUCAGCUACCUCCGCUGAACUUGCGAAAGCUGGGCUUAGGGACUUCCAGGUAUGAACGCUGAGGGGUCUGCAGGUAUGGCUGGGAGAAGACUAACUACAUGACAGGGGAAGACACUGAGGCCUUAUUAGAACCUAAGGCCUUUGCAAGAAACCGCAGACACUUAGUGAGGCCAAGGCGUCCACAGCUCCAUCAAGCAGUGCCCUUGGAGCCGCGAGGGUCCGUUUCCUCAGGGUAGCUCUUGCGGCCCUCAGCUGCACCCCUUUCUCAGUGCUGGGUUGGUGUAGCCUCCUCAGACUGGACACCCCUUCUUGCCAGUGAUGUAAUCACAUCAGUGACUCUCCCUCACACAGGAACAGGGGGCGCAUCUGCAGGGUAAACAGCCUGCACUUCCCAACAGGGCACCCG